AUGGCGUUCCGAGGCGUCGUUGUGCAUCCGCAGCGGCCGCCGCAUGACAGGCUGAUCGCCUCCAGCGCGCGCCGCACGACGCAUGGCGGCGUGGCGGAAAUGGGUAGCGCUGGCGCACGACGGCGAUCGGGAUUCAGACCGUUGCUAUUGAGAUCCGCCUUUCUCUCGCGACGCGGUGGGUUUGGGAAAGGGUGCGAUGACGAGGCGACUCGACUUGACGGCGCCGCAGGCGGCUCCGUGCGGCCAGGCAUUGCAGGCGGCGCGACCCGUCGGAUCUCAGCCGCCGCCGAACCUUCAGGUACUUGCUUUCCACUCUCUCCCCCCUCCUCCCACAUACCUCCGCCCGCCUGGUCCCCUCCGUGUGCGCGCUUUGCUGCCGCACUGCACGCGCCGGUGAAUUCUCAUCGUCCGCACGUCUUUGCGCCCCUCCUUGCCGCCGCCCCCGCAGAGAACCGCGCGGCGCCAUCCAAGCCGAGGUCCGCCCGAACCUCAGCGCCAGGCGCGCGAAGAGACCGACCCUCGGGGGGGGGCGGGGGAGGCGGAGGCGCACGGCGGGGCGGGGCGGCGGCGGUGCGCGGGCGGCGCGACGACAGCGUGCAGCGCAAGCUGGAGCGAUUCCACGACGGGCCGGAGGGGCCGCCGCUGCGCGUGCUGCCGAUCGGAGGGGUGGGGGAGAUCGGCAUGAACUGCAUGCUGGUGGGCCACCGCGACCGCUACAUCAUGAUCGACGCCGGACUCAUGUUCCCCGACUACGAGGAGGUGGGCAUGCAGCGGGUGCUACCGGACACGGCGUUCAUCCACCGGUGGCGCCACAAGAUAGAGGCGCUCAUCAUCACGCACGGCCACGAGGACCACAUCGGCGCGCUGCCCUGGGUGCUGCCAGCGCUGGACCCAUCAACGCCUGUCUUCGCCACCGGCUUCACCAUGCAGCUGGUGAAGCGGCGCCUAAAGGAGCACAACCUGCCGUUUGAGAAGCGGUGCAAAGCGGUGCAGAUGCGCACGCGGUUCAGGGCGGGCCCGUUUGAGGUGGAGGCGGUGAGGGUGACGCACUCCAUCCCCGACUGCUGUGGCCUCGUGCUGCGCUGCGACGACGGCACCAUCUUCCACACCGGCGACUGGAAGAUCGAUGAGAAUCCGCUGGACGGCCGCCAGUUUGACCGCGAGUUCCUCGAGGGCUUGUCCAAAGAGGGGGUCACGCUGAUGAUGAGUGACAGCACCAACAGUCUGGCGCCGGGGCGCACGACAUCGGAGAGCAACGUGGCGGGGGCGCUGAUGGAGGCGGUGCUGGCGGCCAAGGGGCGCGUCAUCACCACGCAGUUCGCCUCCAACGUGCACCGCCUCGGCGCCGUCAAGGCCGCCGCUGAUGCUGCCGGCCGCCGCCUCGUGUUUCUGGGCAUGUCGCUGCGCACAUACCUUGAUGCUGCCUUCCGUGACGGCCAGGCGCCCUUCGAUCCCUCCGUGCUCCUCAAGGCGGAGGACAUGAGUGCCUUCUCCCCACGCGACCUGCUCAUCGUCACCACGGGCUCCCAGGGAGAGCCACGCGCGGCGUUGAACCUGGCAUCGUACGGAACAAGCAAGAUGCUGCAGCUCAACGCCGACGACACCGUGCUCUACUCCGCUAAGAUGAUCCCGGGCAAUGAGACGCGGGUGGUGAAGAUGAUGAACCGCAUCGCACUGCAGGGGUCGCGCAUCUUGCAGGGGCGGCAGCACGGGCUGCACACGUCGGGGCAUGCGUACAGCGAGGAGCAGCAGGAGGUGAUUCGGCUGGUGAAGCCGCAGCACUUCCUGCCGGUGCACGGCGAGUACGCCUUCAUGAAGGAGCACGAGCUGCUCGCCCAGCGCCAGGGCAUCCGCCACACCACGGUGAUCAGCAACGGGGAGAUGGUGGGAGUGGCGCCGCUGCGCAACGCCAAGGUGGUGUCCAACGGCUUCUACCACCAACCGCGCAUCCACCUCGAGACGAUGUACAACGACGGGGGCAUAGCAUUUGGCAACGCGCGCGAGAUGGCGGUGGGGGAGCGGCUGCACGUGGCCACCGAGGGCAUCGUCAUCGCCACUGUGGAGGUGUUCCGUGAGCCGCCAGGAGAGGAGGUGUUGGAGGCGUUCACGGACGCUGAUGAGGACAAUGAGGGCGACGGCGCCCCACGCGGGCUGCACGGGCGGCUGCAGAUCCGAACGCGCUGCCUGUGGGUGGACCGCGGCAAGCUCACGGACAUGAUGCACAGCGCUGGCAUGGCGGCUCUCAACCGCCUCUCCAGGGAUGCAUCCCUGGCGCUGGUGGAGCGCAGCAUCUCUCAGGUGCUGCGCAAGACGGUGCAGCGCCACAGCAGCCGCCGCCCCGAGGUCAUCGUCACCGCCGUCGACAGCUUCCAGCCGCCCGUGCCGCCGCCGCCCUCGCCCGCCCCUCCCUCCACCCUCUCCGCCGACCUCUCCUCGUUCUCCCCGCGCAUCGCCAAGGUUGGUGCGGUGGCAGAGGAGCAGCAGCCGGGUGGGCAGGAGCAGCGGAGGCGGCAGAGGCGCGAGCAGCAGGAGAGGGAGCUGCGGGAGAUGCUGGCGAGAGACGAGAAGGACGACGACGCCUUCGGCCCCACCCUGCAGGGGACGGCGGGCGGACGGGGUGUGCGGAAGGUCGGGAGGCGAGGGCGGGUGGGAGGCGAGAGCACGGAGAGUGAGUUGAGUGACGGCGGGUACAGCAGUAGCAGCAGCGAUGAUGAGCGUGACAGGCCCAGUACUGAUGCUGCCAGUGUGCCUGCCGCCGCUGCUGCUGCUGCUGCUGCUUCAGGCAGCGAUGGCAGUGGGUCGCCCGGGGGGUGGAGGGACAUGGGCUCUGGCAGUGUGACGGGGGUGGCGGUGAGCAGCGGAGAGGAGGGGCAGCAGAGGGGGGAUGUGGCGGCAGGGCAGGGCAAGUCCAGCAAGACGCGGAGAGGCAGGCGUCGCUCGGCUGCCAGUGGCAGCACAGGUAGUGCAGAAGAGGGAGAGGGGAAGGCAGGUGGUGCUAGUGUGGAGGGAGCGGUUGAAACGGGAGCUGGUGGGGCAGCGGGAGCAGCGAGUGGCGGGGAGCAGAACCACAAGGGUCUCAGCGCGAGGGUAGAGGCCGAGGGAGACCGGGAGGGGGAGGCAGGCAGAAAUGUGGAGACGAUGGGCAGUGGUGGAGAGGCCGGCAUGGAUGGCCGUGUGGAGAGCUGUUCGGGGGACACACGAGAGGACGUGGGAGAUGCGGCCCCCGACAGAGCGAGGGACAGGCUCUGGACGUGGUGCAGAACGGAUCCCUCACAACUCCAGCAGGCAGCCGAGCUUGUCACAUCGUACCCCAGCGCUGACCGGCCUCUCUUCGAGCCCCCGGACGAGGAGGGCUUUCCCGCGCCAGAAGACGUCAGCGAAAACCGCGAUGAGACCGACGAGGCGGCCUACGGUGUUGGCGACUUCCCCAUCCCCACCUUUCCCGAAGACCUCGUCGAGGUGGGAGAGGACGUCCACUCCUCCCCCUUGGUGGAUGAGUGGGUCAACCCCCUCUACACCACGACUGCUGACGACGAGGAAGCUGCCCGGGAGGCGGACGACGAGGACUGUGGGGACAUGCCCGCGGAGGAGGAGGAGGCGGAGGAGGAGGAGGAGGAGGAGGAGGAGGAGGAGGAGGAGGAGGAGGAGGAGGAGGAGGAGGAGGAGGCCGAGAUGGAGGCGGAGGAGGAGGAGGAGGAGAUCGAGGGGGAGGCAGAGUGGGGAGACGUGGAGGAGGACGAUGUGGAGUAG
Molecule: messenger RNA, 3750 nt
Organism: Closterium sp. Naga37s-1
Lineage: Eukaryota; Viridiplantae; Streptophyta; Zygnematophyceae; Desmidiales; Closteriaceae
Source: the annotation of a GenBank genome assembly